Molecule: messenger RNA, 4935 nt
Organism: Pseudo-nitzschia multistriata
Lineage: Eukaryota; Bacillariophyta; Bacillariophyceae; Bacillariales; Bacillariaceae
Source: the annotation of a GenBank genome assembly
UAGCGCAUGGAAGUAUUUCAUUAUAAAAUUUGUAUUACGUUUAUUGUUUCUCUAUGAAUUAUACAUGUACAUGGUUUCCUUUCGUCUCCUUUCCGUUCCCCUAUCCCAAAAAACCAAACCGACUCGUUUUAUCUCAUCUUAUAAACGGUUCGGAUGCGCGUCAAAGCUCGGCAUAGCAUGACUUAGCUCGCAGCCUCUCAAGUGGGCGCGAAGCGCACCGAACCAAUCCAAUUUACUCCAACUUGCUUCAAUCCAAUUCUAUUCCAGUGCGAGUCGCAGGCGCCGCCAUCUUUCUCUCCCAGGGUUGGCGCAGAUGCAGGCACAGACAAAAAAUACAGAUGCGUCGAAUCCAUCAAAUGCGAAUCCUGUGAAAUCGAAUCACAUCGUCCAUACCUGCCCGCUGCCAAAACUGCCCCCUGUCGAAAUACACAAUCACGAUCUAUUGACAUAAAAUCGGAAAUUGACUUGUCUAAGCCAUAAUCCAUCCGAGGGCUCCGGCCACGAGUGUGGCAACUAGAGGAGACGAUGUGGAGGCCCCAGAAACCUGUUCUUCGACGGCGGCGACGUUGGUCAACGGAAUCAUUUCCUCGGGGGGGUUCUCGGGGCACUCGUCAAGGUCGUUCGGCGACAGCACGGCGCCGGUGCUGUGGAUCGUGAUGCUAUCUCCUCCGAUUCCAAAGGCCCCGGCUUCGGUCGCCGCGUAGCAAAUUUCGUUCACAUCGUUCUUGAUGGUGCUCGAGCUCGCAUAAUGCGGGGCAAAGGAGUCAGGGCAUGCUCCUGUGCAACAGCAGUAGGACGGGGUGCAGGUUUUCGGAGCUGCCGAUGCUGUUGCGGCGAGGAGUGCGAGGAGUGCGAACAAAUUGCGGGCUGGAAAACAACGGCUCAUAGUGAUAGAAGUAUUGUUGAGUAUUUCCUUUUCGAGAUGAAUUGUGCGUUUCUAGGCUUGUCUUGGUCAAACACCAGUUGUGAUGGGCAGACAAAAAUUUGGUUUGAAUAUGGUCCCGUUAAUGGGGCGUGACGAAAAAUUGAGGAAUUCUUCGAAAAACGGUUCCUGCACCGUUCACUUAGAAACCGUACCGUAAGGUACAUGUAUCCUGCAGAUACUGUUCAUCCUAACGGUGUAUCGGUGUCACAACACCCAAACCCAACGCAAACUUCAGUAGUAUCGGUCGAGCAAGGGAAUGUUCGCGCACUUUCCUUGCCCGUUGCCGCGCAGUAUUAUCCGUUGCAAAUAAUCCAUGCGCGGGCACGCAUAUCAAUAGGACCUUAUCAUGUGUAAUCGCAUCAGUCUUCUAAAGGCGUAAUCGUCGUUGGAAAAUUUGACGCGCAUGACUCCUAUCAAUAUGCGACUCCGCCGAAAAGUCGGGCGGGGGGCUUCCGAAUGUUACCACGUAACUGCUUUAGCGCCGAAACAACGAUAAACCCAACCUUUUGUUUUCUUCUUUCGACGUUACGGUGAUGUGAGGAUAGUGACGCUGACAACCAAUAAUUAUUACUGUACGUUACUGUACUGUACCGUACGGUACGUCCUUUACUUCUUGUUGUGAUCAUUAGUUGUUCGAUCGAUUCACCCGACGACUCAAUCGACUAACAUUAGGUACUCCUCGACCCGACUGACUAGAUGUCACUCACGACUGAAAAACGCAUUAUUUUGUAGCAAGCAACCACGUAAGUUUUGACGUCACUCUCCGGAGAAAAGGUCAUCUUUGCAAUCCGAUUGGAUCAUUUCUUAUUUCAAUUUCAACAAAAUGUGCUACAGGCAGGACCUCUGGGGGCUGAGAGAACGAUGUGAAGUUUGAUGAUUUGCUCAACUAGAGGAGAAGACGGAAAUUCUGGGCCCUCGUGUUGUUCCAUCGCUUACCAAAACAUGCGGUGUGUUACUGCAGAAUCAAUCAAUCGCACCGUUUUGCCAUAUGGUUUGACACCUCCUUCGAAUCGUUUUUUUUUCGUGCUACCGGGCUGUCUCGCCCCGCCCCGCUCAACUAUAAAGAUAUCCAACCCAACAUCUAGCCACGCCUGGCAGCUGCAUUGGCAGAGGAAUCUAGACACCCGAAAAACUAACAAAUCGAUAUUCUGCAAACAAACGAAAUGACGGCGACCGUAUCCAUAAAAACACUAGGUCUUUCGACGUUUCUGCUGGGGUGCGCACUGGUUGCGGCGUCCCUGGUGGUUCCGUUGGUGCAGCCCUUUGCCGUACCAAAGCCUUCAUUCCACAUCAAGCAACGCAUUCCCACCGAGCUCUUCUCGACGUCGGCCUCUGCGGCGUACCUUGAGAGCAUUUCCUACCGUUCCCCAACGGUAGAAGACGGGCUUCUCGGUGCUACGUCCAAGUACCUCGACGCCCUGUCUUCGGUAUCGGCACAGCUGAACAACAACUACGGCAACAACAAUUACGAUGACAACUAUUCCGCCUACGCCGCAACAGAAGCAGCCUCGAAACCGUCGGUGUCAGCAGCAUCGACGCCCUUUUCUGAUGACAUGCUCGUAAACGAGGUCGUGCAGCGAGUGACUCAGGAAUUUUCUUCGGCGCUAAACGCCUUUGGGGGAGAGACUUACGACUCGGUUCUUGACGGUCUCUCCAGUACGUUGGUGUCUCAAUCAGUCCCUCAAUACCUAUGGGACAUGGAUGAUUUUGAUCUGGGUGAUGCGGAGCCAAAGCCUGCCGCAAAGGUGGCCCGGGCCGCGGCGAGAAAAGCGUCGCAACAGGAACCACAAAACUCCGUCAAUCCUGAAGAAACCAUGCGCGAACUCUCUAACAAGCUCGAGGGGAGUUUCCGGAGUUUUAAGGAGAGUCUUUCCUCUUCGACCCACUCCGUGACGAGCAGUUUCCGAAGGGAAACGGCCCAGCCGAACGCCGCGGUGACCACCGCCAAGCAACAGGAAAACAUACUCCAGAUACAGCAAAAACUAGAUGAUGGCCAGUUGAGCCCGGAGGCUCUCUCUCAGAGUGCAAUGGAGGUCGCAAACAAGGCCUCCACUAUGGCUGAGGCCGCCAACAAGGCCGUCGUGGAAUCCAUACCGUCCGAUGCCGAGACGGUCGUGAACAGCCUCGGCGAGACCCUUUCGGGGACCGCCUCCGGAGCUGCCCACUCGCUUUCGGAGACGGCGUCAAGCGCCAACUCGGCAAUUUCGGAAACCCAGAGGGGCCUACAGAACUCUAUCGGCUCUCUGGUCACCAACGCCAACCAGGGGAUCGGGAAGGCCCUCUCGACGCUGGCCGAAUCGACUAGCGCGGCGAAAAGCUCGAUCGCGGAAUCUGCGGGAGCGGCCUCCUCCGCAGUGACGUCCGCCUUCGGCGAGGGUGCCUCAUCCAUUGCCGAAUCGACCAACGCGGCUUCCUCUGCCGUCUCUUCUGCCAUUGGUGGGGGAGCUUCGUCCAUCGCCGAAACCGCCUCAGUGGCGUCCUCCGCAGCCGCCUCGGCCAUCGGAGGGGCUACGUCCGGAACCGCCAAGGCCCUCGCGGCCACUGCGGUGACUGCCAGAGAGUCGGUGGGGGCUACUGGAGCGGCAGUGAAGGCCGCAGUGGUCACAGCCAAGCCAGGGAUGGCUGCUACCAGUGGCAAGGUCUCUGCCGUCACCCUAUCGGCGAAUCAGGGCUUUGGAUUGCCUGGUAAUGCUUAUUCGGGCGGAGGGGACGUUGCGGGGCUCGUCGAGAUGGUAGUAGCCACCGUUGCUUCUAUCCCGCGAUCCAUUUUGGACGCCACCAUGAUGGAAACAAACCAUCCCGGUGCCAUGGACGAUCUUAUGGAGGGGAUUUCCACCGGGCUCUACAGGGACAUUCUGGUUCCCCUCUCGGAGCCGCUCUCCGGAGCGGCUGCAAGCACCAGCACGACACCGAUGGAGCAGGCCCAGGCCGUCCUCGAGACCUCACAGAUGGUCAUGGCCAUGGUGGUGAGUAUCCCCCGGGCCGUCGUCGAGGGGGUAACGGGCCAGCCAAUCAGCGAGGUCCAGGCGAGGGUGGCACAGGCCGACCUCGACGUUCUGGCAGCGCAGCUGUCUGGCUUUGCGGCCACCGUGUCCAAGCUCCUGGUCAGCUUCCUAAAGGUUGUCGCCCAGGCUAUUUCGUAUCUUGUUUCCCAGGGGGGGGGAGGAGCCGCGAUCGGAACCGAGCAAACCGAGGCCAUCGCUAAGCUGGUGACCGUCUUGCUGGAAGAUAUUUUGCCGGCCAUCAUCGAUGGCCUCGCAAUGGUUCUACAGCAGUUCGUGCUCCUGCUCUUGGACGGUGGUGCCGCCAUUGUGCUCGGGAUGUAGUGCAAUGUGAUACUGAUGAAGAUAGAGGAUAGAUAAAAAGCAACUUGCCAGUAUAUGAAGUUGUGCCCGAGCCGAUUUGAUUCAAUCUGAUCAAACCAGGAUGAGCAACCACAAGGAAAGAAACCCACUGUAUGCGCUGCGAGAAAGAGACAGCGGCGUUCGGUCCCGUUCGAGGACAAGGGUUCAAAAGAAAGUAUUGCCAUUACCAUACGAGACGAGACAAGAAGAUAGAUUACAUUCCCUUUUUCAUGUCAUUCGGUCGUGGUACUGAACAAAGCAAUGAAACUUUACACACACAACCGAAUAAUGCACCAACACACACGCUCACACACACAAAUUCGCGCCAUUGCAAUAAGAAAUCAAUGCGCACGAGAAUUUCAUGCUCGAGACUUUAAUCGCAAAUGAUCGAUUCACUGCCUCUCGAGGAGUUUUUGGUAUCGCUUCUUCCCGUAGCCGUGUCAACGAAUCACGGAGGAGUUCACAGUAUCUCAUUAAGGGAAUUGCAACAAAGGCGAAAAGAUUUAAAGAAGAUCAGAUGCAGCUGCGGCGAACACUAAAUUGUAACUCUUUAAGACACCACAGCACCCUCUGGCAUUUUUUUGGCGUUUUAUAGGCCUCAAACUUGUUUCGGUCAUCGGAUGCGUGUCGACCAUCGCCAUCACCGAAUACAUAUGUUCCGAUUCC